Lineus longissimus is the source of this 660-nucleotide messenger RNA. RefSeq lists its product as uncharacterized. The record is from RefSeq and is a predicted model, not a curated record. The transcript has a single exon. The coding region runs from base 1 to 660 and encodes 219 amino acids. NCBI's taxonomy places the organism in Eukaryota, Metazoa, Nemertea, Pilidiophora, Heteronemertea, Lineidae.
AUGGACCCGAUGGAUCCACACAAUCCGGCCCUUGACGCCUUACUCCAAGCAGCAGAAAGACAUCGACGAGAUAAUGAAAGAUACCUGCUGGAGGCAGAAAACAAACAUCUACGCGAGCAGCUCAGGAGGACGACGGCUAGUUUUGCAACUAGCACUCCGUGCGCAACACACCCUGCUUCUGCAUCUAGCUCGAGCUGUGUUGAGAACUCUUUGGCUGACGCGCUGGCAAAACUCGCUGAUAGUAUAACGAAAAAGGACAGGUUGCCUAAGAAGGAACCAGCAAUAUUCACCGGUAGUGUGUUCGAAUAUCCGGUGUGGAAAAACUCGUUCAAGGUGCUAGUUGAAGAUAGUUACCCGGACUUUACUGACAGAUUAUAUUAUCUCGGCAAGUAUACGGCCGGAGACGCGAAAGAUUGCAUCAAAGGAAUGCUUGCAAUCAACAGUGAAGGUUCCUACCAGAAGGCUCGUAGCGUGCUUGAUGAGCGAUUUGGAGACAAGUUUCGGUUAGCCCGUUCCUUCCGGGACAAGAUUGACGCGUUACCAGAUGUCAAGCCUGGUGAUGGCAAAGGCCUUGAGAAGCUUGCCGACUUCAUGGCUCAGUGCAACACAGCGAUUGGUGAAUUGUCUCACCUUGGGGUCCUGAAUGAUCCUGAGGAGUAA